This is a messenger RNA of Guyanagaster necrorhizus, 706 nucleotides long. RefSeq lists its product as uncharacterized. NCBI's taxonomy places the organism in Eukaryota, Fungi, Basidiomycota, Agaricomycetes, Agaricales, Physalacriaceae. Gene Ontology annotation, molecular function: peptidyl-prolyl cis-trans isomerase activity; cyclosporin A binding. The coding region runs from base 1 to 531 and encodes 176 amino acids. Gene Ontology annotation, biological process: protein folding; protein peptidyl-prolyl isomerization. The transcript is spliced from 6 exons. Gene Ontology annotation, cellular component: cytoplasm. The record is from RefSeq and is a predicted model, not a curated record.
AUGUCCUACUUGCGUCGAUUCAUGUCCACAGCGAGCGCCGGAAAGUCUCUGUAUUUCGACAUCUCUAUCGGUCCCAAGCCCGCAGGACGGAUCAUUUUCAAGCUCUAUGAUGACGUUGUUCCAAAGACUGCGAAGAAUUUCAGGGAGCUGGCGACGGGCGAGCACGGAUUUGGAUAUGCUGGGUGUGGAUUCCAUCGGAUAAUUCCUGAUUUCAUGAUUCAAGGCGGCGACUUCACGGCACAUAACGGGACCGGUGGAAAGUCGAUUUACGGAGCCAAGUUCAAGGAUGAGAACUUCCAGUUGAAGCAUACAAAGCCCGGCCUUCUGUCAAUGGCCAACGCUGGUGCUCAUACCAAUGGAUCCCAGUUCUUUGUCACGACCGUAAAAACACCUUGGUUGGAUGGUCGUCACGUUGUUUUCGGAGAGGUUGUUGAAGGCAUAGAUUUGGUGAAGGAGAUUGAGAAGCAGGGUACACCAAGCGGCCAGCCUAGGACAGAAGUGUUGAUUACAUCUUCGGGUGUAGUAGGGUAACAGUAUGCUGCAGUUUCAACAUUUCUUCGGCUACCUUAAAUUAUUCCUUAGGUGAAGGCUAUAGAAACAUAAUUCCGUUCUCGUGCAGUACCAUCGCAGAUGCCUACGCUCUGUUCCGUAGCACUUUAAAAUGUGUAGCCAAAUUCAUUAUGAAGACAAGCCCACCCGUCCCUUG